Jaculus jaculus (lesser Egyptian jerboa) is the source of this 2565-nucleotide messenger RNA. RefSeq names its product glucokinase (gene Gck). Gene Ontology annotation, biological process: regulation of insulin secretion; glycolytic process; intracellular glucose homeostasis. Bases 280 to 1674 code for a protein of 464 amino acids. Gene Ontology annotation, molecular function: glucokinase activity; mannokinase activity; D-glucose binding. The record is from RefSeq and is a predicted model, not a curated record. The transcript is spliced from 10 exons. NCBI's taxonomy places the organism in Eukaryota, Metazoa, Chordata, Mammalia, Rodentia, Dipodidae. Gene Ontology annotation, cellular component: cytosol; mitochondrion.
ACAGAGAAAGUCAACGCCCAGGACACUGUCCUGGAGCCGCCAUGGCUCUUUCUGGAGAACGCUGGGCCUGAUGAGGCCUGGGUGGGGAAGGAUCUAGAAGACAACAAUGAAAAGGAGAAAACUGUGACUGAAUCUCAAAGUGGCCUGAGGUGGACUACAUUCUCUGUGGCCCCGUGCUGGUCGUGACCUGUGUGGGGAGAAGCCGGGGCCAUUUCUCUUCUGGAAGUUUGGAGGUGGACACUGAGUGGUCCCAGCUCACCUGGGCUGGCUGCUGCGCAGAUGUUGGAUGACAGAGUCAGGAUGGAGGCUGCCAAGGAGAAGGUGGAGCAGAUCCUGGCAGAGUUCCAGCUGCAGGAGGAGGACCUAAAGAAAGUCAUGAGGCGGAUGCAGAAGGAGAUGGACCGUGGCUUGAGGCUGGAGACCCACAAGGAGGCCAGCGUGAAGAUGUUGCCCACCUACGUGCGUUCCACCCCAGAAGGCUCAGAAGUUGGUGACUUCCUCUCCUUGGACCUGGGUGGCACCAACUUCAGGGUGAUGCUGGUCAAGGUAGGAGAAGAGGAGGCAGGACAGUGGAGCGUGAAAACCAAACACCAGAUGUACUCGAUCCCGGAGGAUGCCAUGACAGGCACCGCGGAGAUGCUCUUCGACUACAUUUCUGAGUGCAUCUCUGACUUCUUGGACAAGCAUCAGAUGAAGCACAAGAAACUACCCCUGGGCUUCACCUUUUCCUUUCCUGUGAGGCAUGAAGACAUCGACAAGGGCAUCCUUCUCAACUGGACCAAGGGCUUCAAGGCCUCUGGAGCAGAAGGGAACAACAUCGUGGGACUUCUGCGAGAUGCCAUCAAAAGGAGAGGGGACUUUGAGAUGGAUGUGGUGGCAAUGGUUAAUGACACAGUGGCCACAAUGAUCUCCUGCUACUAUGAAGACCGCCAGUGUGAGGUCGGCAUGAUUGUGGGCACGGGCUGCAAUGCCUGCUACAUGGAGGAGAUGCAGAACGUGGAGCUGGUGGAAGGGGAUGAGGGACGGAUGUGCGUCAACACUGAGUGGGGCGCCUUCGGCGAUUCAGGCGAGCUGGAUGAGUUCCUGCUGGAGUAUGACCGCAUGGUAGACGAGAGCUCCGCGAACCCCGGUCAGCAACUGUACGAGAAGCUCAUAGGCGGGAAGUACAUGGGCGAGCUGGUACGGCUCGUGCUGCUCAAGCUGGUGGAUGAGAACCUGCUGUUCCACGGGGAGGCCUCGGAGCAGCUGCGCACGAGAGGGGCCUUCGAGACGCGCUUUGUGUCGCAGGUGGAGAGUGACUCCGGCGACCGCAAGCAGAUCCACAAUAUCCUGAGCACACUGGGGCUCCGGCCCUCGGCCGCCGACUGCGACAUCGUGCGCCGCGCCUGCGAGAGCGUGUCCACGCGCGCCGCGCACAUGUGCUCCGCGGGGCUGGCCGGGGUCAUCAACCGCAUGCGCGAGAGCCGCAGCGAGGACGUGAUGCGCAUCACGGUGGGCGUGGACGGCUCCGUGUACAAGCUGCACCCCAGCUUUAAGGAGCGGUUCCACGCCAGUGUGCGCAGGCUGACGCCCAGCUGCGAGAUCACCUUCAUCGAGUCGGAGGAGGGCAGCGGCAGGGGCGCGGCCUUGGUCUCCGCUGUCGCCUGCAAGAAGGCCUGCAUGCUCGGCCAGUGAGAGCCAGGCCACAGGCUCCAUGGGGACUUGGUGCCUCGCAGGUGCUUCCAGCCCUCCAGGGCAGGAGGCCUUCUAUCCCACUGCCACCACUGGAACACAGGGAGAGGCCCCUGCAAGCUGGGAAGGCCUCUUCUCUCUAGUCAGUCAGUGGAACAGCCCCAAAGCCCCACACUGGGGCAGGGAGCUGCAAGGAGCAGGAGUAGAGAUGCCAAAGUCUUUCUACUGAGAAAGGAGGCGUUCACUCAGGACUAGCAUGACCACACUUCCUGCCUUUCUCGAUUGUGAGCCUGGCCUGACCCGGCCCACCUCCUAAGGGGAGUGCCCUCUGGACGUUGCUGUGGCCUGGCACCCCUGGGAAUUCAUCCUGCAUGGGUAGCUGGCAGCUCUGGCAGCUUGACCAGACCACACCUGUGCCCCCCUCCACCCUCCCAGAGGUUGGGCUGCUGCUUGCUCGAGCCUGGUGGUGUUCUUGGCUGAGGCUGAGGAGACAUUGGGAGAAGGCCCAGCCGCACGGAGAGGAUGCUCAAGGCCACAGUGCCUCGAAGAGACCCUUUCCUUCCCAUACUCCCGCCCUUUAGUGGCAUGUGGUCCUGGGAUGAACCCCUCCAGCAGAUGCCAGAAGACAGACCCUCCAAGCCCCUCCCCAAAGGGUCCAAGAGAGGGGAAGAGGUCCACAUUGUGCCGUGUGAAACCUCUCACUCAGGCAAGAUGAAGUCUUCAGCUCUCAUGUCCUCGGUCCAGGAAGAAGUCCCAAACAGUGCUCAGCCCUUCCAAGGGGCUGCGCAGGCCCUCCCUCAUCCCCAUGCAGCUUCCCACAUUCCACACCACAACUCUCUAUGCCCACCUGGGACUGAGCGGAGAUUUUUAAUUAAAUAUUUGAAAAGACUUAAA